GUUCCCCCCUCCUUCCUCUCUCUUUCUCACUUCCAUCACUUUAAUUCCUUUGAAAUAAGGACAAAAGGAGACAAUUUAGAGAGAAAUCAACGAGAAAAAAAAGGCUCGUGUAUCAUGGAACAACUAACACUUCCUUAUUUGUCUUCCUUCACAUGUAACUGGACUUAUGAUGUUUUCCUUAGUUUUAGAGGCAUUGAUACUAGAAAUAACUUCACUGGUAAUCUCUACAACUCUCUCCAAAAUCAAAGCGGAAUACAAACUUUCAUUGACGAUGAAGAAAUACAAAAAGGAGAAGAAAUAACACCCACUCUUCUUAAAGCCAUUAAAGAAUCUAGGAUUUUCAUUGCUAUUUUGUCCCCUAACUAUGCAUCUUCAACUUUUUGUUUGACUGAACUUGUUACCAUUCUUGAGUGUUCAAAGUCAAAAGGAAGGUGGUUUUUGCCGAUUUUUUAUGAUGUAGAACCAACCCAGAUUCGAAACCUAACGGGAACUUAUGCUGAAGCUUUUGCAAAACAUGAGGUAAGGUUUAGAGAUGAGAAGGAUAAGGUGCAGAAAUGGAGGGACGCUUUGCGGCAAGCUGCUAGUCUCUCUGGAUGGCAUUUCCAACCGGGGUCUCAACAAGAAUAUAAAUUUAUUAGAAUGAUAGUUGCAAAUGUGUCUAUAAGGAUCAACCGUGUUCCUUUGCAUGUUGCAAACAACCCAGUUGGGUUGGAGUCUCAGAUAAUAGAAGUGGCAUCUCUCCUUGAAUUUAAGUCUGAUGAGAGAGUGAACAUGGUAGGCAUUUAUGGAAUCGGAGGAAUAGGAAAAUCAACAAUUGCUCGUGCUCUGCAUAAUUUGUCUGCUGAUCAAUUUGAAGGUGUUUGUUUUCUUGGUGACAUAAGAGAGAGGGCAACUAAUCAUGAUCUGGCACAGCUACAAGAAACACUGCUUUCUGAAGUAUUCGGGGAAAAGGGUAUUAAAGUGGGAGAUGUUUACAAAGGAAUGUCAAUGAUUAAAGCGAGGCUUAAAAGAAAGAAAGUCCUUUUGAUUCUUGAUAAUGUUGACAAAGUGCAGCAGUUACGUGCACUUGUAGGAGCACCCGAUUGGUUUGGCUUCGGAAGCAAGAUCAUAAUCACUACAAGAGACAAGCAUUUGUUGGCCACUCAUGGGAUUGUGAAAGUAUAUGAGGUUAGACAGCUAAAAGAUGAAAAGGCUCUUGAAUUAUUUAGUUGGCAUGCAUUUAAAGACAAAAAAAAUUAUCCUGGUUAUGUGGAUAUUGCAAAACGUGCAGUAUCUUAUUGUGAGGGUCUUCCAUUGGCUUUGGAGGUGAUUGGUUCUCAAUUGUUUGGAAAAAGUUUAGUUGUAUGUAAAUCCUCAUUAGAUAAAUAUGAAAGAGUCCUUCCCAAAGAUAUCCAUGCAAUUCUGAAAAUUAGCUAUGAUGAUUUGGAAGAAGAUGAGAAGGGUAUUUUUUUAGACAUAGCUUGUUUCUUUAAUUCUUCUGAAAUAGGCUAUGUCAAAGAAAUACUAUACUUACAUGGUUUUCAUGCGGAAGAUGGCAUACAACAGUUAACUGACAAAUCUCUCAUGAAAAUUGAUACCAAUGGUUGUGUGAGAAUGCAUGACUUGAUUCAAGACAUGGGCAGAGAAAUUGUGAGGCAGGAAUCAACGUUGGAGCCUGGAAGACGCAGUAGAUUAUGGUUUAGUGAUGACAUUGUUCAUGUUUUGGAAGAAAAUAAGGGAACUGAUACAAUUGAAGUCAUAAUCGCUGACUUCUGCGAAGCAAGAAAAGUCAAAUGGUGUGGAAAAGCCUUCGGACAGAUGAAGAAUUUGAAAAUUCUUAUAAUUGGAAACGCACAAUUUUCCAGAGAUCCCCAAGUUCUUCCAAGUAGUUUGAGAUUGCUUGAUUGGCAUGGAUACCAAUCAUCCUCUUUACCAUCUGAUUUUAAUCCCAAGAAUCUUAUAAUACUUAACCUGGCUGAAAGUUGCCUUAAACGGGUUGAAUCACUAAAGGUUUUCGAGACAUUGAUUUUUCUUGAUUUUCAAGACUGCAAGUUCCUAACUGAAAUACCUAGCUUAUCUAGAGUACCAAAUUUGGGGUCAUUAUGUCUUGAUUACUGCACUAAUUUAUUUAGAAUCCAUGAAUCAGUUGGUUUUCUUGCCAAGCUUGUGUUAUUAAGUGCUCAAGGAUGCACACAACUAGACCGUUUGGUUCCGUGCAUGAACUUGCCAUCUCUAGAGACAUUAGAUCUUAGAGGUUGCUCGCGUCUUGAGAGCUUCCCAGAAGUACUAGGAGUGAUGGAGAAUAUAAAAGAUGUUUAUUUAGAUGAGACUAACCUAUACGAAUUGCCUUUUACAAUUGGAAAUCUAGUUGGGCUCCAAAGUUUGUUUUUGAGGAGAUGCAAAAGGACGAUUCAGAUACCAAGCUACGUAUUGCCAAAAUCUGAGAUAGUAAUAUCGAAUAAGGUUAGCGGAUUUCGAUCAUCAAAUGUUGUAGAAAAAGUUGGUCCAAAAGUGUCUGCAAAUGCCAUGUGUGUUUAUAAUGAAUACGGGAAGUCCUUCCUUAAUGUGUAUUCUCUUAAUGUAAGUACCAACAAUGUCAUAGAAGUAUGUAGUCCUUCGUGGAAUCAAGAUGGGCAUAAACUCAAAAAUAUUGGUUAUCGUCUCUUUUGUCACCCGAUUCAUCGUGCGAGAUUAAUUAUGGAUAAAGUUAGUAGAAGCAACGAAUCGCCAGUGCAUUUUUGGUUUCGAAAAAAGUUCCCCAGGAUUGCUCUAUGCUGUUUUUUUGAAAUUGGAGAGCUGUUUGACAACGUGGUGUUGGAUUUCAAGUUGAAUGUACUCAUCAAUGGCACUAAGCAACUCUCUACUUCAUCUGAAUACAUAUAUUAUAUAAAAAGAAAGACGCACCAAAAGCUUUGUUGUGAUCUACAAUGCAAUAAGGAGGGUAUAUUCUCAGAGAAUGAGUGGAACCAUGUGGAGAUUUUAUGUGAGAUUGAACAUCUCAUGCCAUAUGAUUCUGAACGGGGCAUGGUUUACCAUGACUGGAUCACUAAGAGGAUUCUCAAGUCGUCUGUCAUACAUGUCUACAGUGAAAACAAUGAGGAUGAUUUCAAUUUAGUUGAGAAUCCUGAUUUUCCUCUGUCAACUGAACAAAAAUUUCAAGAGAUGCAAAGAAGACUUAAAAGAUUACAUUUUAUCCAACUCCAUUUUCAUCAAAUUUGAAUGAGCAUGUUACUAGAUUUGUGCUUGAACUACUUGGUAAUUUACAAUGUUUUCCAUUGUAAGAUAUGCAGAAAAUUGGGAACCUACAGUUUCUUGUCCUUUGCACGAGCGUGAAGGAUUUUGAUGGCUGCAAUAUUAAUGGUGUUUCAAUGUGUGAAUGCUUGAAAGAUUUUUCACCAAAAUUUCAAGCUAAGUUGGAUUUACCAGAUUGGUCUAGUUAGUGUGUACUGUGUAAGGAGAACGAAGUUAAAUCGUCUCGAUAGAGAUGGCUUUUUUGAAGUAAUCUAUUAUGAAAUUUCCUGAUAUCUCAUCAUCCUAAUUGGGAUAUGUUUUUUUUUAUCAUAGGUUAUUUGUUUCUGAAAUGAAGUAUUUCAAGUAUUGUUUGUUGCUCCAACUCUUUGACGUAUCCGAGUUUGUCUGUUGUACGUGCUUCAUUAUUGGAGGCAGAGACCAAUUUUGGUAUUUGUAUUCUUAAUUCUUAAAAUAUUGUCUUACUUAUGUGUGUAUAUCUAAAUGAUCAGGGGAGUUAACAAUGGCACCAUAA
Molecule: messenger RNA, 3742 nt
Organism: Medicago truncatula (barrel medic)
Lineage: Eukaryota; Viridiplantae; Streptophyta; Magnoliopsida; Fabales; Fabaceae
Product: disease resistance protein RPV1
Exons: 4
Coding region: 115-3198 (1027 amino acids)
Biological process (GO): defense response; signal transduction
Molecular function (GO): ADP binding; ATP hydrolysis activity
Source: RefSeq, a predicted model, not a curated record